Molecule: messenger RNA, 1692 nt
Organism: Entelurus aequoreus (snake pipefish)
Lineage: Eukaryota; Metazoa; Chordata; Actinopteri; Syngnathiformes; Syngnathidae
Gene: dusp22a
Product: dual specificity phosphatase 22a
Exons: 8
Coding region: 288-962 (224 amino acids)
Biological process (GO): protein dephosphorylation; transforming growth factor beta receptor signaling pathway; positive regulation of JNK cascade
Cellular component (GO): cytosol
Molecular function (GO): protein tyrosine/serine/threonine phosphatase activity
Source: RefSeq, a predicted model, not a curated record
GCCAUCUGGCAACCCUCGCGCGACGUCACUUCCCGGAUAAGCAACUUGUUCCGGUCUAAGCAACCCGGAAAACGACACAUAACAUGUCGGAACUGCUGGAUUCUCGUAAAGUCAUAGCAAGUUAAGGUCUAUUUAAACAUCACCAAACAGACAAUCCAUAGCAAUGUGUUUUAUCGUCAGCCGUAUGUAAUUUAAGUAUCCAAAUUCUAGUCCAGCUUCCUGUUUUCGAGCCUUAGUCAUUUUAAGAAACUUGUUAGUUUCAGCUAAUACAUAUCACACAAAAAGACAUGGGCAAUGGAAUGAAUAAGGUUGUUGACGGCCUUUACCUUGGGAAUAUAAGAGAUUCAGAAAACCGCCAAAGCCUCUCACAGAAUGGCAUCACCCAUAUCCUAUCUGUGUACAACAACGCAAGGCCUGUGUUUGAGGACAAGACCUACCUUUGUAUUCACGCAGCGGAUGCGUCCAGUGAGAACCUGUUGCAACAUUUUAAAGAGUGCAUCCGCUUCAUCCAUGAAUGUCGCCUGAAUGGAGGAGCUUGUCUUGUUCACUGCCUUGCAGGUGUUUCGCGCAGCACCACCAUGGUGGUGGCCUACCUGAUGACCGUCACCCACUACAGCUGGGAGGAGUGUCUCACUGCAGUCAAGGCUGUGCGCUCUUUUGUCGGCCCCAACUCUGGCUUCCAGGAGCAGCUGCGGGAUUACCAGACAACGCAAGUAUCAGAGAAAUGGCUUUCGUCUGGCGACUCCACCGUGCAGCCCAUUUUUCUUCAAGUGCAGUAUCGAGCUUGGCUGAAGUCCAGUUUCAAUCCCAGUCCAUUUAACGAUCCAGAGCAGGUGGGUGUCCUUCUCGUCCAGUUCACGGAGCAACAGGAAAACCAGCAGCGAGGUGGAGACCAUCGCUGGCGAAACCAAGACAUCAAAGGUUGCUCUGUGCCAACCACACCUCCUGAAGGCAGCAGUUAAGACAAGAGGCCAAUAUAUUUAAUUUAUACUUCAUGCUAAUCCUUUUAGUAAUGGGUUAAUUUGGAUGCAGGCUGUACAUACCUCACUUUUAGUACCUCCUUGGUUCCUUCACCGAGCCCAUCAGUGCUCAGACGCCUUACUCCGAAAUGCCUCAGCACUUUAGCCAUGAUGACAUCACCUGUGCUUCCCUGUGGAUUAACCUGUUGCAGUAGCUCAGCAGCCUUAAAGAUGUGCCAUAGGUGCACGCUCGGUGAUCAAAUUGUGUCUUUGGACUACUGCUUUACUGAUGUGGUAUAAAUUACUGUAUUGACCUGAAUAUAAGAAAACUGUCUGAAAAAAUUGUGAUCUCAGAGAUUUAUACUGUACAUGCAAACUAACAGGCCACUGUAUGUGUGAGCAAGCGGCCCUUGACAAAAUCCAAAUUGUAAGAAAUGUGAUGAAUUAUAUGACAGAUAUUGAAAACAUGACCAAAAUAGGUUUGUUUUAUCUUUAGAAAUGUUUUUCCAAAAAAAGACGGGAUUGUCUUAUAUUUGGGUGUCUAUGUUAAUCUGUCUUCAAAGUUUCGACAAACCGGGUGUAUCUGUUUGAGGGGAAUCAAUGCACAUUUUCCUUGUGAGUAAAUCAUUAAAAUGUUUCGCUCUAAUGAAGGAUCCCAAGCACUAAUCUUUCUAAUGUUAAUGAAUCUCCUGUUUUUUUUCUUUUUACUGUCAGGAUUAAUUUUGUCUCAUUA